Messenger RNA from Menidia menidia (Atlantic silverside), 3952 nucleotides. Lineage: Eukaryota; Metazoa; Chordata; Actinopteri; Atheriniformes; Atherinopsidae. The record is from the annotation of a GenBank genome assembly.
UAAUCUCUCCCAGGACCUUCUUAAAGCGGUGAUCGCAGAAAAAUUGCUGCUACGACUUAGAAAACAGAGAAAGAGCAGACAAAAAAAAUUGAGAUCACACAUAUUCCGAGUGACUUUAUUUGGACUUGUGUUAUUGUGUUAACUUAUCCCUCUAUUUUGUGUGCUUACCAAAAUCACUACAACAACUCAACCGGCUGACGAUUUAUUACUCGCUGGGUGGGCAUUAUCCCCAUUCCCCGGCUAGUUAGUUAGCUAGCUAACUGUGCUAGCCCGGCUAGCUAACUAACGCAAAGUGCCGCUGCUCGACCGUGAGCUGCCAGUUUUCCACGCAUAAUUACCUGGGAGUCAUUGUACUAGAAGCAGUUCAUUCUGUCUUCUGUCAGUCAUGGAGAAAGAUGCCUGUGAACAGCAGAAGAACAGUGAUGCAGCUUUGGAGCAGGCCAAGCAACAGCCAGCAGCUCCAUACAGAUACACCAAGGAAGAGCUUCUGGAGAUAAAAGAAUUGCCAGUCUCCAAUGAAAGGCCUGAUUGUCUCUCAGAUAAAUAUGACAGUGAUGGUGUCUGGGACCCAGAGAAAUGGCAUGCCUCUCUGUACCCCACCUCGGAGCGAAAUUCUCCUGUUGAAGGUUUUAGGAAGGACUAUAUGGAUGAUAGAGUUCCUUUGAAACGAAGAAUCCCAGAUCCCCGUGAGCGGUUAAAGGAGGAUGAUUUGGAUGUGGUACUGAGCCCGCAGCGACGUAGCUUUGGAGGUGGAUGUCAGGGCAAUGCUGCACCUGCACCCCACAUUCGUCGCCCAAUCAGCCCGCUGGAAAAUAAGGAAAAUGAGAGUCUCCGUCCAGGAGGGACUCGCAGAAUUGGCAGUGGACGCAUAAUCACUGUUCGCGCCUUUGAAAGAGAAGCCCGUGCAGAAAAAGAGCGGGAACGUGAGAGAGACUUUAAAGAAAAAAGAUUCAGGAGAGAUUUUGGUGACAAGCGUGUGUUUAGUGAAAGGAGACGAAAUGAUUCGUGUGCAGAGGAGGAGCCAGAGUGGUUUUCGGGGGGACCUACCAGCCAGUCAGAGACUAUUGAGCUCAUUGGAUUUGAUGACAAAAUUCUUGAGGAUGAUAAACGACUAUCCAAGAGAUCAAGGAAGCGGACGCAGUCUGUGAAAGAAGCUGUGGAAUGUAACGGUGGGUUAGCUGAGGAGCAAGAUGGAGGUUUGCAGUCUACAGCUGAUCAGGAAGUUCCCCAUCCUGAUGUUCUUCCAGAGCAGUCAACUGGAGACUUUGACUUCAAUGAGUUUUUCAAUCUAGAGAAGACUAUGCCAGGACUCGCCUCUAUGAUAGAGGAUGUUUUGGGAGAUGGCCCUGUAUCAGCUAGCCGCUUCAGUCAGUGGUUUUCCAGUACCCAGAGCCCAUCAGGCAGCCAGUCUAGUAGUUUGAGGUCCACUCCUCACGAGGAACUAGAAAAUCUAGCAGGGCUUCAACCACGCUACAUAUCUCCCAGACAAGGCCCUGCCCCUUUCUUCACACCUAUUAAUUCAUCAGAUGGCAAGGAGAAAGUAGAUAUUCUGGCACUGCUACACAAGGCUAAAAUUGAUCUGAAGCCCGAUCUCCCUGACAUCUCAGCCAACAAAGCUCGGCUAAGGGAGAGUGGAGCAGUGUUUUCGCUGGAGGAAGUUGAAGGUGAAAUGAAGGGAAUGAAGCUUGGUCCGGAACCCCAUGUAAAGAAAGCGUCGCCUCCACAGAGAGGAAAUGGCACCCCUUUCAUGGCUGAGCAUUUAGAGGAGGCUUUAAUUGGCGGUUCCAGAAGCCGUCCACACUCACGUGACACAGACAUGUCUGCCUUUAAUAAAUUGGUCAGCAGCAUGCAGGCAAGUGGAACUCUGCCAACUCACCCCAAACCCAACACAAACUCUCAAAAACCACCAGAUCAAGGUAUAACUGCGUCGGAUGCUCACAUGUCUGUUCAGCAGCAGAAGAACAUUUUCCAGGAGCUCUUGGGAGGUCGUAGUGGCUCCCCCACACCUAUAGGCAGUCUAUUGGGCGCAUCUGGGGCACCAGGGACUGCUGCCCCUCUUCAUGGCUUACUACGUAAGGGCCCAUCACCCCCCCUCUUUCCACAAAGGGCACCCUCCCCUGAAUACUUCAAUAGCAGACUGCCACCUUCUGCAGGAUUUCCAGUUGGUCAUCAGCACAUGCUGCCUGAACACUUUGCUGAUGUGCACAGGUCCAUUAGCCCUGCACAGCAACAGAUGAGGGCACUCUCUAUGCCCAUAAAUCAGGCUGACCUGGAAGCACUGGCUUUACAGCAGGACCUCAUCUUACAUGGUCAGCACCCAUUCUCAUCAGGCUUCAGCAAGCAGACGCAGGACAGGGCUUUUCGUAAUAGACCACAGCGUAAUAAUCGUUCCCCAGGACCCCAACCUGCUGGAAGAAACUCACCUGGAAAUGCAGUCACCAGCAUGCUGUCCCCAUCAUUUACGCCGACAUCUGUGAUACGCAAAAUGUAUGCCACAAAAGAGAAGAGCAAGGAUGAACCAUCAAGUCGUUCUGAGACUAAGGACGAGGCAGCAGCAAAUUUGCAAGAUGGAAGUAGCUCUCCAAAUCUCUUCCUUGAUUCGCUGGAUGGAAAUAUUGCCCAGUCCGGAGGAGUGAAGACUGUCUCACAAACCUUGCAAAGCAAAGACCAAGAGCGUCUGCGGCCUGGCGCCACUGGACACCAUACUCCAGGCAUGGUACCUCCAGGACCACCAUCUUCUUUCCCUCGACCCGUAUACCUGUCCCAUGUGCCCGUGGUGCGUCCACCUCCUCAGCUUCACCCUAAUGUGGUUCAGCGUAUGCUGGCACAGGGGAUCCAGCCCCAGCAGCUCGGACCUGCACUUGUGCAAGCAGGUAUAUUUCCACCACAUGUUGACCUUGCACAUCUCCAAGGCUUGCCCCCUGCCCUACUUGGACAACCACUGUACUCUUUAAGUGCUACAGGACAUCCACUUCUACCUCCUCGAACCAAUACUCAGAUGCAGUUAGCUGUUCUACAGCAGCAGCUUCAGCAGCAGAGACCAGUACAUACCAACGCCCCAGGCACCCAGUCACAGAGCCAAGGCCCCCACCGGACAAAUGGCUCUCAGCGCCCAGGGGGCAGCCCCCCGUUAGGCCUCGCUAAGUGGUUUGGAACAGAUGUGCUAGAGCAGCCUCUGCCCUCCAUGCCAGCCAAAGUCAUCAGUGUUGAUGAGUUGGAGUUUCGGCCAUAAGAAAAUAAACGGAGAAGAUUUUUUUUUCCCCUUUCCCUCUGCCUAUCUUUCCCUCUUGGUUACCAUGAAAAUGUGAACUUUAAUUUGAAAGAUGGUGCACAGAACGGGACAUUGUAACCAUGCCAAGCUUUGUCUACAACUUGAGUCAUUGCUUUCUAAGAGGCAAGUGACGGAGCUCUGUUUGCCUGUUGUGAAUUUAUUUUUGUUAUUUUGUAUUAGACAGUAAAUAAUGUAUAGGCCCAAUUGUACAGACUGUGGGAAGGAAUCUUAUUCUCCUUGUAUAUAGCUGUGGUGUUUUUUUUUCUUUUUUUUUCUUUGGAAGGUGAAAGAGUCCAGCAAUUACACUCACAAAUGUGAGACAAAGUCACUGAGAACUGGUAGCAUUCCUUCAUCCACCUUGAACCCCCCCCAGCUCUUUGAGAGAAGGCCACCACUGAUGAGAGAGAUGGAAGUGUAAUGUUAGUGUACCUGCCACCUUUCCUUUGUGAUAAAACUGUUGGUCCUUCUGGAUGGUUGAACAUAAGAUGCCCCCAGGGAUGCAGCAAGCUGGUUGUGCCUUGUGUGGAUUUUUUUUUUUUCCUUUUCUCUUAAACUGUACUUUCUCCUGGGGGGCAUCACUGCUCACACUGUCAUUUUUGAGGGUGACUGAGAUUCAGUUUGUGUGCUAUUAAGUUAUAAGAAGCACAAAUAGAAAUGAUAAAUAAAAUCUUGACUACAAAA